This is a messenger RNA of Oikopleura dioica, 528 nucleotides long. The record is from the annotation of a GenBank genome assembly. Lineage: Eukaryota; Metazoa; Chordata; Appendicularia; Copelata; Oikopleuridae.
AUGACAAUCGCUACAGUAGACUCUUCUGGUCGACCUUCUGCAAGAGUAGUGCUUCUCAAAGAAUUUUCCAAAGAAAAGGGCUUUGUGUUUUUCACGAAUUACGAAGGGAGAAAAGCUCAGGAAAUUGCAAAUAACAACAACGUUGCUCUCGUGUUUUACUGGGCAGACAUCCACAAGCAAAUAAGAAUCGAAGGGAAGGCAACAAAGGUCCCUCUAACUGAAUCUGAAGAUUAUUUCAAAUCACGCUCGAAAGCGUCGCAAGCGGGAUCCGCAGCAUCGCCUCAGUCAAAAAUAGUAGAAAGCCGAGAAUGGCUGUGGAAAAGAAACGAAGAAUUUCUGGAAAAAGAUUCUAUUCCGAUGCCCAACUGGGGAGGUUAUAGCGUUGACCCUGACUGGAUAGAAUUCUGGCAAGGGCAAAGCAAUCGACUCCACGAUAGAGUGGUCUUUUCAAAACGAGGAUUCGAAGAAGACUCAGCGUUCAUUAAAACGCUUAGCGAUGGCUGGCAAAAAGCUCGACUCGCACCUUGA